Messenger RNA from Dermacentor silvarum, 2505 nucleotides. Its product is annotated as endothelin-converting enzyme 2-like. Gene Ontology annotation, cellular component: plasma membrane. Bases 1 to 2505 code for a protein of 834 amino acids. Gene Ontology annotation, biological process: protein processing. The record is from RefSeq and is a predicted model, not a curated record. NCBI's taxonomy places the organism in Eukaryota, Metazoa, Arthropoda, Arachnida, Ixodida, Ixodidae. Gene Ontology annotation, molecular function: metalloendopeptidase activity. The transcript has 6 exons.
AUGGAUGAAAGCAGGAAGAGAGGCAGCACAGAUCUCGAGCAGACCAGUUACGCUGGCAACCCAUCCACUGUGAGCCUCAAAGGAUCGAUUGACCCAUCGAUGGACUUGUCGAGAAAGCGAUCGUCCGCGACCAAGGAGGCCUCGGCGUGUCAGCCUGCUCAAGUACCUGGUGAGCCAGAGAAACCGAUUACACUGAGUCAGCAGCCAGGUCCUCAGGAACAGUCCGAGUGUGUAAUGGGCGGAGAGUCCUAUGUGGCCGACAAGUCGCUGAUGGAUGCCUUGACACAACAGAAGGGCUCGACAGAAUGCGUCAAAGACACUGUCGACGACGAACAAGACCCCCGCGAGCCCCUGCCGGACCGGGCCAUCAUCGACCGGCGGGUGUCCAUGGGCGAAGUGGUACACACCAUAGCGCCAGCACCAUGUCCGGGCGACACCGCUUCUGGUAUUAGCGACGGCGGACUGCAGUAUCACGACAUCAUGGCCGCCAUGGACGAAGCACGUUUUGGAAUUGAAAGCGGUUCCCUGGAGCCCCACGUCGAUCCGCGCGAGCCGAUGAGACGGCGGGCCUCUUUGGACCGAUUAGUGUCUCUGGGACGGAUAGUCGCUACCAAGCCAGCAACACGCUUUCCCAUGCGGAGUGCUUCGGCUUCCAGCGAGUCUGACUUGGGCCGGAAAAAGAAAGACCAUCUCCUGGAGAACCGACCUGCGCCGAGGGUCAUGGUGCUCACCGGUCUAAUCGGCUUAUUCCUGGCGCUGACGUUCCUGUCCCUGCUCAUCGUGCGUCGAGUGUACUUGCCCGCGCAGUCAUCUAACCGAUCCGUGUGCGACACCGAGGACUGCAUCGCGCAUGCUAGGUCCAUACUGGCCAACUUGAACGAGUCCGCUAAUCCCUGCGUGGACUUCCACGCGCACGUAUGCGGGGGCAGUAUCGACGACGCGGGCCGCAGAGACUACGCCCACUCUGGGAGAGGCAGCCCGCUGGCACGCGCCUACAGUGAAGUAAUGCACACGCUCGGCAAUGCUGAGACCUUCCGGGCAGCAAAUCACAGUUCUGUCGCGGCAACCAAAGCUUUCGCUGCCGUGACCAACUGCGUGGAAUCAAGCCGUCACUCAGCUGCGGACAGUUUCGCAGCGUUCAUGCGUGACAGGGGCAUCACUUGGCCGCUCCCUGCCUCAACAUCUGGAAAGAACGCGACCGCCGCCAACGUGUUGGACAUCCUCCUGGACUUGGCUGUCAAUUGGAGGGUCUGCCUCUGGUUCAGCGUCGUCGCGUCCCACACAGCGACCCUCGACGGAGUUCCUGCGGUCGUCUUCGGGGAACCUGGUGACAUUCCCGCACUUCGAAUGGAACAGCUGGCGGUGUACGAUGACGAGGUGUACGCGGACGUCGUCCGCAGCCUAUCCCGGUACCUCACAGACGGCAAGGUGGCUCCGGACGACGUGGCCGUGAAAGAGUUGCGCGUAGACGACGCAGCCUUCCAGGGAGUACUACUUAGCAGAGAAGACGACAAUGACGACGACGACUUCGACAUCGUGAUACCGCUGAGUAAUAUCACGGAGGUCUUCGGAGACGUCCUCUCGAAGGCCGACUGGUCGGGUCUACUGAACAAGCAUCUGAACAACGUCAUCGGCGACGUCUCCAACUCUACAAGACUUUAUAUUCUGAACAAGAAGCGAUUCGGUCGACUCGGUCGCUUGGUCGGGUCUCUUCCUGCUCCGAGGCUGCUGAACGUCGUUGGAUGGACGUUCGCGUAUGCGUAUGUCUGGACCGUGAACGCCGACUUCGAUAACCCGUCGUCACCGGGCACCGCAGGAUGCCUCGCGGCUGAUACACUGUGCUUCGUCUCGGUCCAAGAGUCGUUUGGCAUCGCGCAGGCACAGCCUGUGUUUAUGGAUGCGUUCGACGUCACGGAGAGGCAGAAGGUGACUGCGGUGCUGAGGGAGACGUCGGCGGCACUUACGCAAGCGGUGUUGGCGUCGUCGGUGAUAUCGAAUGCGACGAAGCUGGAAGCGGUGGAGAAGGCGGGUUCUCUCACGCGGCGCCAUCAACUGUGGCCGCCCGAGCCUUACCCGCAGGGCGGCUCUGCGUUCGACACGCUUUACGUCAACUUUUCCGGCACGAAAAAGACCGUCUUCGAUGGCUGGAUCGAGUCCAGGAAGUCGCUGAGAGCGGCCUUACCCAGUCCUUACUACGAGAGCCUAUUGACGUCUAGGUACCGCUGGCAUUCGGGUAGCGCGCUGUACCUGUACGCGCUCAACGAGCUUCGGCUCAGCCUCUCUGCUCUGUUCCCGCCGACGUACGUGCGUCAUGGCUCGAGUACCAUGACCUUCGCGGGACUCGGGUUCAAGUUGGCCAGACAGAUGGUGCGCUCCGUUGACCUGCACGGCCGGUCCUUGGACAGCGUAGGGCGCAACACGUCCUGGUGGCAGCGGCAGGACAAGCAAGGACAGUCGUCUUGCAGGUUGGUCAUCUUGUCGUUCAUCCGAGGCACUACUGCAUGA